This is a messenger RNA of Hemibagrus wyckioides, 2962 nucleotides long. RefSeq names its product G1 to S phase transition 1 (gene gspt1). NCBI's taxonomy places the organism in Eukaryota, Metazoa, Chordata, Actinopteri, Siluriformes, Bagridae. Gene Ontology annotation, biological process: translation. The record is from RefSeq and is a predicted model, not a curated record. Gene Ontology annotation, molecular function: GTPase activity; translation release factor activity; GTP binding. The coding region runs from base 224 to 1918 and encodes 564 amino acids. Gene Ontology annotation, cellular component: translation release factor complex. The transcript has 14 exons.
UGAAGCGCUCGUGCAGGAAGCAGGCGCAGUGAGCUAACUGUGUCCGCACUGUGGGAGCGGAAGAGCAGCAGGCUCAUGCUGUAAAUCCGCUCACUCUUCUGCACACACACACACACACACACACACACGGUUAUUUGGAGCAGUUAAAGGAAAGGUGAAGGUGUCCGGGUGUAACUGUGUGUUCGAGCUUUCUGUGCGGCUGUGGCUGUAGUUCGAGCUCGCUAUGGACCAGAGAGACUCGGCGCCUGAGAGCUGGGAGGAGGACGAUGUGGAGGCCCAAGGCGACACCGAGCUCCAGUCUGCCUUCAUCGGCCUCAAUGUCAACGCUCCAGAGUUUGUCCCGUCCUUUGCACCCAGAGCGUCACCACACAGCACCGGGUCCCAGGGUCCAGACGCAGUUACAAACAUGGAGGUUUCUGAGCCAGUAGCUGCUGUGGAGAACGGAGAAACAGAUACUGGCACAGCCGAGUCGUGGGAGGAGAAGGGUGAACCAGAUGAGGUGGAGGCAGGAGGUGGAGCUAUGGAGGAGAGUGGAUCUGUUCGGGAAGAAGCCCAAGAUGAGAUGAUGAUGGAGGAGGAUGAGGAAAUGCCUGCCCCUAAACUGCCUCCUCCUCUCCCAGAUGCCCCUAAGAAGGAGCAUGUUAAUGUGGUGUUUAUUGGACACGUGGAUGCUGGCAAGUCAACAAUUGGUGGACAAAUCAUGUAUUUGACCGGUAUGGUGGACAAAAGAACCUUGGAAAAAUAUGAAAGGGAAGCAAAAGAAAAGAACAGGGAGACAUGGUAUCUCUCAUGGGCAUUAGAUACAAACCAGGAGGAGAGAGACAAGGGGAAAACAGUAGAAGUAGGAAGAGCAUAUUUCGAAACUGAGAAAAAGCACUUUACCAUCCUGGAUGCGCCGGGCCAUAAAAGCUUUGUGCCCAACAUGAUCGGUGGAGCUUCACAGGCUGACUUGGCAGUGCUGGUGAUCUCUGCCAGAAAGGGCGAGUUUGAGACAGGCUUUGAAAAGGGCGGUCAGACUCGUGAGCACGCUAUGUUGGCCAAAACGGCUGGAGUCAAACACCUGAUAGUCCUCAUCAACAAAAUGGACGAUCCCACAGUAAACUGGAGCUUGGAUAGAUAUGAGGAAUGUAAAGAGAAGUUAGUGCCAUUUUUGAAGAAGGUGGGCUUUAAUCCAAAGAAAGACAUCCAUUUCAUGCCCUGCUCUGGACUGACAGGAGCCAACUUAAAGGAGCCUUCUGACAUGUGUCCCUGGUACACGGGGUUACCAUUUAUUCCACAUCUGGACAGCUUGCCAAACUUCAACCGAUCAAGUGAUGGUCCCAUCAGAUUGCCCAUUGUAGAUAAGUACAGGGACAUGGGCACUGUGGUUCUCGGCAAACUGGAAUCAGGGACUAUUAGCAAAGCACAACAGCUUAUCAUGAUGCCAAAUAGGCACACUGUGGAGGUACUGAGCCUACUGUCCGAUGACGUGGAGACGGAUGACGCAGGCCCUGGAGAGAACCUGAAGCUCCGUCUCAAAGGCAUUGAAGAAGAGGAGAUCCUGCCUGGCUUCAUCUUAUGCAAUGCAGAGAAUCUCUGCCACUCAGGGCGCACCUUUGACGCCCAGAUUGUCAUUAUUGAACACAAAUCCAUUAUAUGUCCAGGUUACAAUGCAGUCCUUCACAUCCAUACCUGCAUAGAGGAAGUGCAGAUAACAGCCUUAAUCUGUUUGGUGGACAAGAAGACGGGAGAAAAGAGUAAGACGCGUCCUCGCUUUGUCAAACAAGACCAAGUGUGCAUUGCUCGUCUCAGAACGGCAGGAACCAUCUGCUUAGAAACAUUCAAAGACUUCCCGCAGAUGGGCCGCUUCACUUUGAGGGACGAGGGUAAAACGAUUGCUAUCGGCAAGGUCCUGAAGUUGGUGCCAGAGAAAGACUGAUUCCACACUGAAAGACUGAUCUGCUGCACUGUGGAUCAGGAGGAAGGAUGCAGCGACCCACCGACCGGAUUCCUCCAAUCCGCUCCAUUCUCUUGUUGUGGAUAAAACUAAGAGAAACGUUUGAAAAAGGACAAUAUCAAAAUGACAGUAUGUUUUAAGAAGAACAAUAUUAUAGAAAAGAAAAAAGAAAAAAAAACAAAGCUCAGUGUGACGGCUUUCUCAUAUUGAGAGCUCAGCUAUGCCACUCAUGUAGCCCAAUUUUAAAGCCAGCCCAUUUCCACAGGCCCAUAUAACAAUGACGAAAUGGAUGCAAUCUUCUUAGAGACUAUUGGCUUUUUAACUGCCCUCUUGUUUGAAGGAUUAAGCCAUUCCUUUGUUAACUGUCCUUAAGCAGUCUGGAACUGACCACUUCUGAAAGUGCGAUCUCAAAUCUUCAGUAAGUCAUGUGUAAUCGGUUCAGAGGGUGAUUUUAUUUCUGAAGUCUGACCUCACCAGCACUGCACUGGGGUUCGUGUAUGUAAUCAGUCUGUACCUUUGCCUUCUUUUCAGUGUUUUCGAUACAGUUUCAGACUGCUUGAGGACAUAAGCACAGGAACAGCAUGGAGCCUUCCAAAGUUACGUUAAAGCUUUGGUCAUGAUUUCUGAUUUUCUCUUUGCAUAUCUGAUAUCUUUCUGGUCUUCUCCUAGAUCGGAUCUUUUUAGUUCAUUCUUUUUUUUUGAAAUCAGUACAGUUGCGAUAUGGACUAUGCGCAUGCAUUGCAGUAAAUGACUAGCAAUUUUUGAAUAAAUGCACAAUUAUCGUCAAAUAUUAUCGAUCAUUUGUAGCCUGCUGUAAACGAAACUAAACAGGAUCAGGCUUAUGCACACAAUAACUAGUCAUUGCUUAUUCUAAAAAGAAUUGUACACGGAUAAAAAUACAAAAAAAAAUGAACUGGGAUGUUACAGUUUCUCACACUACUCAGACAUCUGAUCCAGUUUUACGUACUUCUGUGGCAAUGUCAGCAUUAACUAUCCAACAAAUAAAAUCAUAAAUUGAUCAUUUCA